Messenger RNA from Myripristis murdjan (pinecone soldierfish), 1047 nucleotides. It is a transcript of the gene mzt2b, whose product is annotated as mitotic spindle organizing protein 2B. Gene Ontology annotation, cellular component: spindle; centrosome. The transcript is spliced from 5 exons. The coding region runs from base 154 to 774 and encodes 206 amino acids. The record is from RefSeq and is a predicted model, not a curated record. Lineage: Eukaryota; Metazoa; Chordata; Actinopteri; Holocentriformes; Holocentridae.
CCGUCUCACAGCAGUGACGUGUUUCUUGUGCGUCAACGUUGUUCUCCAGUUUCCCAGCUUGCAGAGCCAAAUCCAGCAGGCGGGAGGCGUCCGGCCACCUCUGUUUUUCUGUUUUCCCAGCGAAGCAGCGAGCAAAACAGUCGCCAGGUAGCGAUGGCUCAGCAGCCACAGCAGCCGCUGCCCGCCGCCCCGGACUCCCCUGCGCUGGUCGUAACCAGCAAUGUGCAGAAAUACGCCAUGAAGAAGAAGAAGAUCCUCAAUGCAGAGGAAAGUGAGCUGUUUGAGUUGACCCAGGCGGCAGGCAUCACUGUGGACCAGGAGGUCUUCAAGAUCAUAGUGGACCUGUUGAAAAUGAAUGUGGCUCCUCAAGCAGUCUACCAGACUCUGAAGGCUAUGUGCGCAGGCCAGAGGAUAGCUGAUAGCGGUGGUGGAGAAUCUUCACCUGCCUCCCACGCUGCCACUACCACCACAGCACCUGCAGAGCACAGAGAAGAGGAUUCUUUGGUCUUUGGCAAGAGCCCUAAGCCUCCUGCAGCUCCCCCUUCAGCGUCUGGCCCCAGAGCCACAAGGGUCAACACUAAGAUUGUGGUCUACGGCCCCCAAGACGCUAGCUCUGCUCACCCUCCAGUGCGAAGUAAAGCUGGAGUGAGCCACAGUGAGAAGAGCAGGGAGGGCUCCAGCCAGAGGGUGCAGCGGCAGCCAAGUGCCACUAGAGGGCAGAAGACUAAGAGCUCUGGCAGCAGUAGCUCCUCCUCACAAAUGACCUCCACUUAAUUUUUUUUUUUUUUUUAAAUAAAUGUGUUUUUAUAAAUAUACUUCUUUCUGUAAUUUAUUGUGUCAACCUGACAGUUUUGUUUGGUAAACAGGCAGCGCCAAAUGUCUCGUCCCUCUCAUCUCUGUGGCUUAUUGUGAAUGAACAGAGCCUUUUGUUCAGUUGUAACAUAACUGUUUUCACCGUGUUAUGCUGUAACAUGAAAAUGCAAGUAUCCAGUGGGUGUAUAUAUGUGCUAAUGAAUUUUCAAUAAAUCAAAUGCUCUUUUUGCAUAA